UGUAUUCGUUCGUUGACAGCUUUCUAUUGGAUUGGGAAGACUCUGAAUAACAUUGUUUGGUCAUUGCUACUAGUAGUGAAGCAAGCUUGCUGAACAUGGACACAAAAGUCCAUUCUCACGUGACACCCGACCGGCAGCAGAUUAGAUUGCGACUGACAACAUCACAUCAACGGCGUUAUAUUCCCCCACAUUUGCGCUCUGUCCAUUGUAUCCCGAAUUGCUCGCUGGGAAGUGCAGGGCAAUUGUACUUACCGUCCACACAUAUACUCCACGAGGCAAUGCGAUAGCCCUAUAAACACCGAAACCCCACCUGCACCGUCAAUAACCUUCCCGCCGCAACCAUGCUCUUCUUCAGUUUCUUCAAGACUCUCACAAACCAGACCGUGAUUAUCGAGCUCAAAAAUGACAUUCGCAUCCGCGGGAUACUGAAAUCCGUCGACCAAUACCUCAACAUCAAGCUCGACGAUGUGGACGUCCUGGACCUGGACAAGUACCCUCACCUGUCGUCCGUGAAGAACAUGUUUAUCCGUGGUAGCGUGGUUCGCUACGUUGUCCUGCCCCGGUCGGAAGUGGAUGUCGGUUUGCUGGAGGAUGCCACAAGACGAGAGGCAGCCAACCAAGCCGGAAAAGCCCGGUGAUCGAAGUAAUCCGAAAUACAAAAAGAGAAGAAAAACCGACCAUUCUAGUUUAAUCCCUUUACGAUGCGACGUCGCUACUGCGUGCUCCCCGGAAC
Molecule: messenger RNA, 733 nt
Organism: Aspergillus pseudotamarii
Lineage: Eukaryota; Fungi; Ascomycota; Eurotiomycetes; Eurotiales; Aspergillaceae
Product: Sm-like protein LSM2
Exons: 3
Coding region: 342-638 (98 amino acids)
Biological process (GO): mRNA splicing, via spliceosome
Cellular component (GO): P-body; U6 snRNP; U4/U6 x U5 tri-snRNP complex
Molecular function (GO): RNA binding
Source: RefSeq, a predicted model, not a curated record